Molecule: messenger RNA, 4905 nt
Organism: Herpailurus yagouaroundi (jaguarundi)
Lineage: Eukaryota; Metazoa; Chordata; Mammalia; Carnivora; Felidae
Gene: BAIAP3
Product: BAI1 associated protein 3
Exons: 32
Coding region: 116-3748 (1210 amino acids)
Biological process (GO): regulation of dense core granule exocytosis; positive regulation of neurotransmitter secretion
Cellular component (GO): secretory vesicle; recycling endosome membrane; late endosome membrane
Molecular function (GO): SNARE binding
Source: RefSeq, a predicted model, not a curated record
GUUCGGCGCGGCUGCUAGCGCGCGCUGUGCCUGGCGUCUCUGGAGCGGGUGCGGAGCGCGGCAUCUCCGGAGCCCCCCGACCGCGCGCCCCCCGCCCGGCCCACGACCGCCGGCCAUGACGACCCUGCUGGAGAUCAAGAGCAGCGUGCUGCGGCAGGUGCAGGCGUGCCCCACCUUCCGCCGGAGGGCCGAGGGAGAGCCGGCCGCCACCAGCGCUGACCCCCCGGAGCCGGCCGCAGGGGCUUGGAAGCCCGGGGACGGCGUGGAGUUCUUCGCUCACAUGCGCCUCAUUCUGAAGAAGGGGGAGGGCAGACAGGGCCUGCCGUGCCCCGAGGUCCUCUUGCGCAGCGGUUCGCCAGCCCCUGCUGAGCCCGUUGACCCCAGCCGUGGCCUGAGAGCCCUGACCCAGGAGGAGGUGGAGAUGCUCUAUGAGGAGGCCUUGUACACAGUCCUCUACCGUGCAGGGACCAUGGGCCCUGACCAGGUGGAUGACCAGGAGACCCUACUGGGCUACCUUCAGCAGGUGUUUGGUACCAGCCCUGAGGAGCACGCUGAGGCCAUUGAGCGUGUGAAGAAGGCCAAGGCCCCCACGUAUGCCCUGAAAGUCUCUGUCAUGCGUGCCAAGAACCUGCUGGCCAAAGACCCCAAUGGCUUCAGUGACCCGUACUGCAUGCUGGGUAUCCUGCCGGCCUCGGGUGCCCCCCGGGAGCCAGGGCCGCGCACGGAGCAGCGCUUCAGCUUCCGCAAAGGCAGCAAGCGUGGGGGUCCGCUCCCGGCCAAGUGCAUCCAGGUCACCGAGGUCAAGAGCAGCACCCUGAACCCUGUCUGGAAGGAGAACUUCGUCUUUGAGAUCGAGGAUGUCAGCACGGACCAGCUGCACCUGGAUAUCUGGGACCAUGACGAUGAUGUGUCUCUGGUGGAAGCAUGCAGGAAGCUGAAUGAAGUCAUCGGCCUGAAGGGCAUGAGCAGGUAUUUUAAACAGAUUGUCAAGUCGGCCCGUGCCAAUGGGACAGCAGGGCCCGCGGAGGACCACACAGAUGAUUUCCUGGGGUGUCUCAACAUACCCGUCCGGGAGGUGCCCGUGGCGGGUGAAGACCGCUGGUUCAAGCUGGAACCACGCUCCAGCGCCUCCCGCGUUCAAGGAGACUGCCAGCUGGUCCUCAAGCUGAUCACCACACAGAGGGACACGGGCAUGAGCCAGCGCGGGCGGGCGGGCUUCCUGUCCUACAUGCUGCUGCUCAGUCGUCUCCUGCAGUUCGAGCACCGAUCCGAGGAGCCCAAGGCGAGCUGCUGGCGGGGAGAGCUCAGCGGGCCCGCGGCCACGAUCCUCUGCCUGCACGGCGCGCAAAACAACCUGUCGGCGCUGCAGCUGGCUGUGCUGCACUGGCAGGUCAGCAGCCGCCACCAUCAGACCCGGACCCUGGACUACGGCUACCUGCUGGGGCUGCUGGAGGACAUGCAGGCGCAUUGGGAAGAGGCGUCUUCGCUGCCCCAAGGGCAGGAGGAGAGCCUGGCUGACAGCUUCAAUGCCUUCUCCGAGUUUGGGCUGCGGCUGCUGCGUCAGCUUCGAGACUUCUUCCCCGCCACCAACAGCACUGCCGUCUACCGUCUGGAGCUGCUGCUCAAGUGUCUCAGCAAGAUGCAGAUCUUCCAGCCUUCCUUUGAGGUGUGCUCCUUCCGGACAGAACUAAACGCGGACAUCUCUGCUGCUCUGAAGAGAGGCAACCGUGAGUGGUAUGACAGGCUCCUGAACACCAAGAGUCCUCGAGAGCAGUCGGGGCCGCAGCGCCUCGCCGGGCUGGUCGAGCUGGCGGACGCCGUCUACGAGGAUCUGCAGUCCUGCUACGGCAUCUACGCCAGCCUCUUCCACAGCAUCACCGACAUCGACUUCUUCACACUCACUUUCCGGCAGCUGGAGCGUCUGGUGGCCGAGGAGGCAUGGGUGCUGACGGAGGAGCUGAGCCCCAAGAUGACCCUCGAGGUGGCCUCAGGGCUCUUCGAACUGUACGUGACCCUGGCGGACAUCCAGCGUUUCUGGAGCAGCAUCCCCGGCCGCGACAGCCGCUCCCUCGCCCUGGCUGGCAUCCAUGGCCCGUUCCUGCCCGCUGUGAAGCUUUGGCUGCAGGUGCUGCGGGACCAGGUCAGGUGGAGGCUGCAAGGAGCCGUGGAUGUGGACACGCUGGAGCCCAUGGACACCUCCUCCAAGCACAGCAGUUCUGCGGCCACGGCUAGUCUCUGCUUCGGUCACAUCCAGGAGCUGUGGGCCCGCCUGGCAUGGCCGGACCCUGCCCAGGCCGAGGCCCUGGGCACCCAGCUCAGCCAGGACCUGUGUGCGGCCACCCUCUUCUACACUGAGCUGCUGCGGAAGAAGGUGGACGCUCAGCCGGGGGCCGCGGGCGAGGCAGUGAGCGAGCCACUCUGUGUGGUUCUCAACAACGUGGAGCUCCUGCGCAAGGCUGCCGGGCAGACGCUGCGGGGUCUGGCGUGGCCGGAGGUGACCUCGGGGCCCGAGGGGGUGCUCCCGCGCCCUCUGCUCGGCUGUGCACAGGCCCUGGACGAAGACCUGCAGCAGGAGGUCCACACCGUGACGGCGCACCUGACCUCCAAGAUGGUGGCUGACAUCAGGAAGUACGUGCAGCACAUCAGCCUGUCGCCCGACUCCAUCCAGAACGAUGAAGCCGUGGCCCCGCUCAUGAAGUACUUGGAUGAGAAGCUGGCCCUGCUGAAUACCUCCCUGGUGAAGGAGAACCUUAGCAGGUACAGCUUGGGGCGGUUGGGCCGGUGCGGGGCCUGGGGUCCCUUCAUGGGCACGGGCACGGGCACGGAGUGUCCCUGCAGGGUGCUGGAGGCCCUCUGGGAGCUGCUCCUGCAGGCCAUCCUUCGGGCACUGGGGGCAAACCUCGACGUCUCUGCCGAUUUCUACGGCCGCUUCCACUUUACGCUGGAGGCCCUGGUGAGUUUUUUCCACGCGGAGGGCCAGGGUCUGCCCCUGGAGAGCCUGAAAGACGGAAGCUACAAGAGGCUGGAGGAGGAGCUGCGCCUGCAUCAGUGCUCCACCCGCGAGUGCAUCGAGCAGUACUACCUGGACAAACUCAAGCAGGUAGCGAGGCCCCGUGUGCGCACGCGCAGUGUGGGCACGCGGCCCAGCCCCCGAACCCCUGCGCCGCGGUCACUGGCGCAAGCCCUUCCGCAGAGGUCCCUGGAGCAGAAGCGGUUCGGACGCCUGAGCGUGCGCUGUCACUACGAGGCAGCGGAGCAGCGGCUGGUGGUGGAGGUGCUGCACGCCGCGGACCUGCCGCCGCUGGACGCCAACGGCCUGAGUGACCCGUUUGUGAUCGUGGAGCUGGGCCCGCCACACCUCUUCCCGCUGGUCCGCAGCCAGAGGACCCAGGUGAAGAACCGGACGCUGCACCCCGUGUAUGACGAGCUCUUCUACUUCUCUGUGCCGGCAGAGGCGUGCCGCUGCCGCGGUGCCUGCGUGCUGUUCACCGUCAUGGACCACGACUGGCUGUCCACCAACGACUUCGCGGGGGAGGCAGCCCUCGGCCUGGGCGGCGUCGGCGGCAUAGCACGACCUCAGGUGGGAGGGAGCGCGAGGGCCAGGCAGCCCGUCACCUUGCAUCUGCGCCGGCCCAGGGCCCAGGUGAAGUCGGCACUGAGGAUGCUGGAGGGCCGCACCAACAAGGAGGCGCAGGAAUUUGUCAAGAGACUCAAGGAGCUGGAGAAGUGCAUGGAAGCGGACCCCUGAGCUCCCGCCCGCCCCCAACCCAGUCCUGCCCCGCAUCAGCUUUGUGCCGUGGGGCUCAUGCUCCCCCGUGUGGUGUGCGUGCUGCCCCGGCCGUGUCUGUGUGGUGUGUACCGUGAACCCCUUGCGUCCAGUGAGCAGCCCCCACCCUGGAUCUGGGGGUAACUCGCGGGGCCUGGCCACCCGGCAAGCUUCUCUAUCUGCAACCUUAGCUUGUGCAGCCCGCGCAGGGUUCCCGGAGGGGUGGCUCUGCUCCCCAGGAGACAUCAGGCUACGUCUGGAGGCGUUUUCGGUGGUCACGGCUACUACUGAAGGAGGUGCCGACGGCACCCAUGGCGAGACCAAGGACGGUGCUGGAAGUCCUGCGGUAAACGUGACAGCACCCUCCGCCCAGCAAGGAACAGCCCGCCCCAAACGUUACCAGUGCCACAGCCCUUCUCAGAGGAAGCACGGUCUUCGUUUUGUGGGGUGGGGAGUGUGACAGGGCCUCGCAGGCCAACAGGAGGGAUGGCCCAGGUUUGGGUCUGGACAACCCCAGCUGUGGUGGGAAACCGCUCCCAGGUGUCCUGGUGGAGGGACAAAGUGAGCGUCUGGGACCCUUCACCCUCACCCAAGGGCACACACAGAGGUUUGCUAAGCAGCGCGCGGGUCUCCAAUCCCCACCUGGCUCCUAGGCCUGGGGGAGGGUGCCCCCAGGUCACUGUGAGGCCGGGACCUCAUGCAAGGUCGAUCGGUCAGGGUGAGGGGCCCCACGUCGGCCACUCAGCUGUGCAGUUACUGUCCCUCCGUGUGCGCACACGCGUGCCCAUGCAAGAUGGGCCCCAAGCCCGGCACCCCACCGUCCAGCGGCCCAGACCCUUCCCGUCUGACCCUUCCCGCCCGACUCGGCCUCGCUGGAGACUGAGAGUCCCCUCCCCCCCAUCCCCAGGGCAAGUGCAAAGAAACAGGCUCACACCGGGGUCUCCUGGCUUGCUGCUUCACUGGGAGGGCUCGAAGGCCCCAGAGCACGGCUGUGUCAGAACCGCGGGGACACAGUCCAGGGCCACUCGGUGUUGAGAGGGCUGAGGCUGCCAGCCUGUCUGUAUCUCCACAAAUCCUGCCGCUCUCUCUCGAGUUUCUUAUUGCUCCGCCUCAAAAAAUAUACGUGUCUGCAACCUUUA